Messenger RNA from Salmo salar (Atlantic salmon), 3525 nucleotides. NCBI's taxonomy places the organism in Eukaryota, Metazoa, Chordata, Actinopteri, Salmoniformes, Salmonidae. The record is from RefSeq and is a predicted model, not a curated record.
UUUUAUUUUGAAGGCAAACCGCAAAUUCCUCUAUAGUUGCUAAUCCUUAUUGUGGCUAGCGUCACACAGGUACCUCUUUCUGGCUAAAGUUAUCCACAAACUCUCGAUACAGUUUGAAUAUUUUUAAACCAGUUAGUUGGCGAAGCAAGACAUGCCGUUUUUCUAUGCAUGUAGUAACGCAAGUAGAAUUUACAUUUCGUGGGGAUUUGUGAACUACUGAAAGAAAGUAGCAAGGCUGUCAUCACCAUGUCGCAGACCACUCUGUUGGAAGAGGUGGUCCAGUGGAGUAAGGACACCUGUCGGCUGGAAGUCAAAUCCGUCCUCCCCAAACUCAUCUCCAUGCAUUAUAAGACAGAAAGCUGGGAAGAACGUAUACAUGUGCUGAAAAUCAUCACAGACAUGUUCUUGCCUCACCUCAGCCUGUCAGAGCUGGAAGACGAGUGUUUCUCCAAGGUCUUACCUAAGGUAGGGAAGAUGUUCAACACACUGAUGGAAGAGAUCACUAACCAAGUUGGAGGGCUGUCCAUUCAGAACACGGAAAUACACUCUCUUCUCAGGAACAUUCUACAGGUGAUGGUGCAGGUGUUGGAGGUGCUGUCUGGCUGUGUGCGUCAUGUCUGCUCGUUUGAGGAGGCUCCUGCCCUGGAUAGUAUCCGCUCCUUACCCUCCUGCAUCCUUAAGGUCCUCAGGAACACCUUCCAGCACUGCAAGGAGAGUGGGGAGGUGUACUGUGGGCGUCUGUCCCUGGUGGGAGACCUACUCCAGGGCCUGUUUAAAGAGGCUUACUCACUACAGAAAGGCCUGAUGGGACUAAUGGACAGGAUCUCCCUGGAGAACACAGCCUCAGAGGACGACGUCUCCGACAUCAUCACUGUGAUUCAUAGUCUCCUGGAUAUAUGCUCGGUUAUCUCAAACCUUGACAUCGCACUACAUGCCAACACAUGGAAAUUCAUUAUUAAGCAGUGUGUGAAGUAUGGAUCGUUGGUGGAGGAGCGGCUUCGUCACGGUGACAUCACAUCCUGUCUGUGUGAUGACCUGCUGGCAUCGUUCCACAGCUGCCUGGAACUGGCUGAGCAGAUCAGUCAGGCGGGGCCACAGCAGGUGGCACACAGCCCAGAAUACAAGUUGUUUCAGAAAACUACAAAGAUGUGCAGAUUUUUUGCCAACACAUUAGUUCAUUACAUAAAGGAAUUCAAGGCUUUUCUUUCUAAGUCUUGCAGACGUUUCCACCAACUCUACCUUCAAAUUGUCAGCAAGUUUCCUCCCAGCCUGUGUUCCCCGGUGCUCCCCUCCCCUCUGUCUGAGGAGCUGAACGGAGCAGUUCUGGUGCCCAUGGACGCUCUGCUCUCCCAGCUGCUCCCCCUCAGACCCUUCGCCGAGUCCGUCCUCAACCCCAGCCAGCACUUGAGUCCUGAGACAGAGUUACCCCAUUGCCUCCUGCUGGUGAGUGUCAUGGGUCAGUUCCCCUCCCAUCCAGAGGAGGCGCUGCAGCUGUGGUGUGACGGCAGCCACUUCCCUGAGGACACGCCCAGACUGCCUCUGUUCCGGGCCUUGUUCCAGAGCUUCAGGCGGUCCUGUACGGAACGGAGGGUUCCAGUCCUAUUGCCGGGGGUGAUGAUGAAGGGUCAAGCCCAGGGGAACGUGACCCUACAUCAUCACGUCUGUGUGAUGCUUUGUGCCUGUGUGGCAUCGCUGCCCCCAGAACACUUCCCCCUACUGGAGCGUAGUCUGUUGGAGGCUGUGCUGCAGCCUGACACCCAGACGGCCCUGCUGGCUACUGACGUGUGGUGCUUCAUAGCCCGGUAUGGUACAGCUGAACUGUGCUUACAUCACGGUCUCCUCACAGCUCAACUGGUGAAGUCGUGUGGUGGGGAGAGUUACCAGCUGUCCCACCUGUCUCUGCUGCUGAGACGCAUGGUGUUCCUCAUGACUCCUGAACACCAGAUGGAGUUGGUGGAGCGUUUCCCUCCCUCCCAGGAUGACAACCUCCCUGUAUGGUGUCACAUCCUCCUUAGAGCCCUGUCCCAUGAUGCCCGGCAGCGGGUCGAGGCAGACAUCAUCACCUUAACUAACACCACUGUGACAAACUGGCAAAAGGCUGGGUGCAAACUGGGACAAUUGGACAAAGUGAACAUAGCGCUGUUGUCCCUGCUGAUGGUGGUUCGAGGUGUAUCUCCAGAGGCAGAGUGUGAGUCGUCUGCACUGACGAUCAUCUCACAACUCUGGGUUGCCAUGUGUCCCAGUCAGGUGCAGAUCCACCCUAGCAUCCAGUGCACUCUGAAACUCCUCCUCUCCAUGUCAGCCAUCUUGGUGAAGAGUUUUGACCCACAGGUCAUCUGUCAGGCCCUUGUGUGUGUGGGAGCCAUGAUCUCUGAGAAGUGUCCUGAUGACCUGCUGCUGGCUGCUCUGGACUUCUUGGCCUCUCUAGGCAAGGUGUUUAUCCCACAUGAUAGCCAGAGCCAGGUGUUGCCCAGGCUGAGUGAUCUGUUUGGGGCCCUGCUAGCUGAGCGGUCCUGGCUAAUAAACCAACAUGCCCUGGAGGCCUUCGCUCACUUUGCAGAGGUCACCAAUCAUGAGGAGGUGAUCUCCCAGAGCUUGUCUUCAGAAGACACCAAAAACAAAGUGGUGAAUUUCCUCAGUAAGACUAUUAACGCACAGGAAACGGUGGAGACUCGGCUUGAGAGGUUAAGAUUGGAGACUCCUGUUCUUGAACGACACAACACCAUACUGGAGACCAAUGAGGAAACUGCUGCUGAGGUUUCAGUUGCAUCUACCGGUGAUGACCAGUCCACUACUGACACAGAGCCCUGUCCCAAGCGAGCACGGCAGGAAACCAGCGAUGAGGAGGAGUACAGCCGUUACCUCCAGACAGCUGAGAGUGCCCUGAGGGCCCUGCAGACGCUGGUAGAGGGGCGUGCCACCGACACCCCUGUCCCCCCUCCACAUUGGGUGACAUCCAGACUACAGGAGCUGCAGACUCUGAUAACCCAUAUCAGCACAGCCAACCCACCAAACCGCUAGUGAACUGGCCAUUUUUGUAUAAUUUCUUUUUUAGCUUUGUUAGAAAUCUGCCUGCGUUACCCCUUUUUAUAAAAUAGGGUUGUAUGGGGGAAAAGGGUCAGUCCUUAUUAAACAUGAAUCCCUUGAAUAUGGAGUCUCUAGUAAAUUGGGUGUGUCCAGACUGGAUUGACAAGAGGUUCAUGAUUGGCCUCUGCUGGUGAAUGUGACAUUACAAUCCCGUGGACCUCUACAGCACAAAUUCACUAGUUCUCAAUCAGACAAUAUUGCAAGUGAAGCUGCACUACACUGCAGAAUGGUAUUAUUUAAUCUAGGUCCAUUGUAGCCACUCAUGGGAUAAGACAAAGGCAGGAAAGAGCAUUAUGCUGCGGUCAUAACCAAGAGUUGUGAAAUCGCAAUUGAAUCGAGUGCGUUCAUGUUCUUGAACUGGGAAAUCAAGACCGAUCAGUGCUGGAAUUCUUAGCAAACAUGGGCCAUUAAAAAUCUUGGGAUUUUUUUGCUUGUAAA